AUGGUGAGGAGUCAACGGCCAUUCAAUUCGGACUCCUCGGGUGAAAGUCCGAUUCGCUUUAAAACCUCCAUUCGCAAUAUUGUUCUCGAUGUGAUGCGGAGUCGGGGAUGGGUUGAGACCGAUAGCGAGUUUGAUUGGAACUACCACUGGGCCGAUACGGGGUGGAUUCGUGAAAAUUAUGAUUACAUCCGCCUUGAAGAUCACCAGCGGAUUAACCACUAUCGCAAUCACUACGAGCUCACGCGAAAGGACAUGAUGGCGAAAAAUUUCAAACGCAUGAAAAAGAUGGUGGAGAAGGAAGGGGAUGCCGAGGAGGCGGCGGCGUGGGACUUCUUCCCAACGACGUUUUCCCUCCCGCAGGAGUACGGCCUCUUCGAGCAGGAAUUCCGCCGCCGAAUGAACGCGAUUUGGAUUAUGAAGCCCCCGGCGAAGGCCCAGGGGAAAGGGAUUUUUCUCUUUUCCAAACUUUCGCAGAUCUCGGACUGGCGAAGGGAGUUUCGCCAGCGCCAAGGGAUGCUCACGAACCUCGGGGGAAACGGCGGGGGCGGGAACGCCAUCCUCGCCAACAACCCCUACGGGGUCGACCCGGUUGAACCCUAUCUCGCCCAACGCUAUAUUGCGAAUCCGCAUUUGGUUUGUGGAAAGAAGUACGAUUUGCGGAUUUAUGUUUUUGUGCAAAGCUAUAAUCCGCUCGUGGUGUGGCUGCACCGGACGGGGUUCGCGCGGUUUUGCUAUCAUCGCUAUUCCCUGGAGGACAUCGACAACACUUUUAUUCACGUCACCAACGUCGCGGUGCAGAAAACCAAUCCGCGGUAUACCGCGCUCUCGAGCUGUAAAUUCGGCAUUCGCAACCUGCGAAUGCUCAUUAGCGCCUCGGAAGGGACCGCGCGGGCGAAUCAGCUCUUUGACGACAUCCAAAAUUUAAUCUUACGCACCCUCUUCUCGGUCCAGCGGGUGAUUGUGCAGGAUAAACACUGCACGGAGCUCUACGGCUAUGAUAUCAUGAUCGACGACGAAUUUCAUCCGUGGUUGAUCGAAACCAACGCGUCGCCCUCGCUAACCGCGGAGACGCCGGCGGAUUACCACCUGAAAUUCAACCUCCUGGAUGAUAUGUUUAACGUGCUGGAUUUGGAAAAACGCCAGGGCGGGAAUCGGACGCGGGUGGGAGGGUUUGAUUUGAUUUGGUGUAAUGGCCCUGUGGGGUCCACCCCGAGCGAUUCGAAGGCGCCCACAUCGGGAUCGUUGUUGGGCUGCCUAAACGAGUUGGAGAUUCCGAUCUCGAUGGUUCGGAUGCCGCCACGCCUGCAGGGGCCUGAUAUGAGCAAGCGACUGUUAACAUAA
Molecule: messenger RNA, 1341 nt
Organism: Phytomonas sp. Hart1
Lineage: Eukaryota; Euglenozoa; Kinetoplastea; Trypanosomatida; Trypanosomatidae
Source: the annotation of a GenBank genome assembly